AUGGAACAACGUUAUUUGGAUUUUCUAGCUUCAUUAAGUAUCGUUAAAGAUGAAAAAUUACGUGAGAAGUGUUAUCAGGCAUGGAUUCAUUUAUACAAGUAUUAUGAUCAUUCAGCUAUUAAUGAAUUAAACUUACGAAAUAAAGUUCAACAUUUAUCAGAAUUGUUAUAUAAAUUAGAUCAAGAUCAAUCGAGUCUGAAAUCUAAUUUAAUUCAUAGAGUUCGAUACUUAAUGAAAUUAGGCAAGAAAACAUUCUAUGAACUCUAUGAGAAAUGGCAUAAUAAACUAUGCCUUAAUCAACAACUAGAUAAAGAAAUUUCAUAUUUAAAACAAAAACGAAUGAUUUUAAUUAAUUUAAUUCAUUCGUUGAUGAAUCAAGACGAUACAACAUAUGAAAAAGAACUGACUAUUCAAAAUAUGAAAUAUUUUCGUUUAACUAUACAAUUAAAUUCGUUAAAUGAAAAUAUUCAAUAUUAUAAAGUCGAAUUUAAUGAUUAUAUGCAACAAUUUUACUAUGAUUUAAAUUGUAUUCAUCGCAAAACACAAGAAAUGAUAAAAAUUAAAGAAUUAAGCCAUAAUUUAGAAAUAAAUCAACAACAACAACUCAUUGUUGAUUUAAAAUCAAUUGUCAAUGAAAUCGCAGUAGAAGCAAAAUUACAAGUUGAUUUAAAAUGUGCAAAUAAACUGAUGGAUAAUAAUAUUACAUCGAAUCAAUCAACAAUUGAAAAUAAUCAAAUUAAAAAAAUAGAAAUGGCAAAUAAAUUAACAGAAUUAGAUAAAAAUAUUGAGAUACAUCUAAAAAUAAUUGAACAUGAAAAAUAUAUGAAACAACAAAUUAAACAAGAUAAAUUUAAUAUUUUAAAUGACAUAAAACGAAACCAACAUCAUGUCGUUGUUCAAAAACAGCAAAAAUGGAUAUUACAGAAUCGUGUUAUAAUGUUACAAAGUGAAAUUGUUCAAUCAAAUAAUAAUAAUACCAACAAUGUAGAAUCAUCUUUACAAACGGAUAAAUUAAAAUUAAUUAAAUCAAAACAAAAAUUCGAUAAACAAGUUCAACAUGAAUUUCGGCAACAUUUAGCGAAAAAAGAUCUUGUUGAAAAAAUAGAAGAAAUGAAAAUUGAUGUUGAACAUAAUAAAAAUUUAGUCAAACAUCAACGUGCGAAAAUCGUUGGUUAUGAACGUUUACACGACAAAUGGAUAUUGACAUUUGAUAAUAGUCGUGAACAUUUACUGAAAAUAUUUGAUCGCUUUUCAUCCAUUGAAAAUUUGACACAGCAAACAAUUUUAUUAUUUGAAGAUUUAAAAAAACAACAUAAAACAAUUCGAUCAAAAAUUAUAUUUGAAUACAAUGAGAUAUACAUAACAAACGAGAAGAAAAAUAAAUUAUUUGAUCAAAACGAUUUAAAUGUGAUAAAUACUGAUGAGUCCAAACAUUUAAUUAUGUUAAAAAUAAAACAAAUGGAGAAAUAUUUACGAUCAACAUCCGAAAAUUUACAACAUCAUACACAGAAAUUGAAAUUUAUUCAAGAAAAUAUGAUUAUCAUUCGACAUCAAAUACCAAAUAUAAAUGCAAACAUAUUUGAAUUGAAAAGAAAAAAUAAUCAAAUUGAUCAAAAAUUAUUGAGAUUUCAAGCAUUAAUUUCAAAAUCAGAAUAUGCAUAUAAAAUGUUACAACAAACGAAUAUUAAUGAAUCGAUCUUUAUUCAUCAGAAAAUUCUCCAACGUGAUAUAUUAACACGAAAACUACUCUUUGCAAUAAAAUUAAUAAUAUUAGUCAAAGGAAAAUGUUCAUAUUUUACACAUUUGUUUACAAUGGGAACUAAAUAUUUGAGUAAUAUU
Messenger RNA from Didymodactylos carnosus, 1839 nucleotides. The record is from the annotation of a GenBank genome assembly. NCBI's taxonomy places the organism in Eukaryota, Metazoa, Rotifera, Eurotatoria, Philodinida, Philodinidae.